GGCACCAGGGAGAGCAAUCUCUUCCACAGAGGCCAGGGAGCCAUGUGCCAGCCCGCCAGGCCCAGCCACGCCUGAAGCUGGGGGUCCCCACUUCCCUGUACCACAGAAUCUCCCUCCAGUCUCCCACCUCCCCGGCCUGUCUCAUUUUUCUCCUCGUCCCUUUUUCCCUCUCCCCAGCCUGCCCCCAUGUCCCUUCCCACUGGCACACAGGACAAGGGCCCGGCACGGAGAGCACUCCCAGGACUGCUGCUGCUGCUGCUCCCAGGCUCCUGGGCGUUGCCCAGGGUGCACGAACUUCAAAGCACAGCAGGGCAGCAGCUCUCGGUGAGAUGCCAGUACCCGCCCACAUCCACGGGCAGGACCUACGAAAAGAAAGGCUGGUGUAAGCAGGUGUCAGCUCUCGUGUGCACCAGGCUGGUCACCAGCUCCAAGCCCUGGACACUGGCUCAGGUCUCCCGAUUCUCAAUCUGGGACGACCCUGUUGCUGGCUUCUUCAUUGUCACCAUGACCAGCCUGAGGAAGGAAGACUCAGGACACUACUGGUGUAAAGUCUACCGCGCUUCCGACAACUCUGUCUCCAAGUCCAUCAAAUUCUACCUGGCGGUGUCUCCAGCCCCUGCCUCCACGCAGGCCACCUGGGCUUCCCCCGACCUGGUCUCAUCACAGACCCAGAGCUGUGUGUCCCCAGCUGGAAGAGCCACAGAGACCCUUGGGGCUCCAUCUGCCACCACUGCCCCUCCACAGCCACGCAACUCCACGCCCCACCUCGGCCUCCUCGCAGUCCCCCGGGCCCUGGUCCCUGCGCUCUGUGGACUCCUUGCAGCCAAGAGCCUGCUGCUGCCCGCCCUGCUGCUCUGGGCCUUGAGGAACCGACAGGUGCGGCAGCAUCGAGGGCAGUCUCUGCUGGGCUCGCUAGCUCAGCACAGGCCCUCGGCCCACAGGCGCUUCCCAUGGAGCCGCGGGACCCCAGCCCCUGAUGAAAGAAAAACCCUAGACGGGAUAAAUUUACACAAGUUUAUUUGAGCAAAGAACAAUUGGUGGAUCAGACAGCCGUCAGAACCGGAAGAGGUUUGGAGAACCCCGCUCUGCGACCUGGGCAGUGUUUAGCGACAGAACACGACUGAAGAGAGCAGAAACAAGGACAAAAAGUGGGUUCCUUGUAAAGGUUAAAGCAGAGGGGAACUUCCUUGUCAUACCAGCUAAAAGUGGCCUGUUUGGGGAUUUGCCUAUUCAUUCACCCGCCCCAAUUUAUUGGAAGGUCAGAUAAACAACCUGGUUUUAGCCUGGUGGCACUGUGGAACUUCAGCACGUGUGACUCCUUUUUGGUCUGGUCUGCUGGGCCUAGCAUGGGGGCUCAGAAUAAACCAUGACCUCCUGUGACUUAUAUCUAACACCCCGGCCGGACACCUAGGCUGCCCAGCA
Molecule: messenger RNA, 1422 nt
Organism: Microcebus murinus (gray mouse lemur)
Lineage: Eukaryota; Metazoa; Chordata; Mammalia; Primates; Cheirogaleidae
Source: RefSeq, a predicted model, not a curated record